ACAUGGUAGCACUGUAUUCCAGAGGUGUGGGACUGCUUCAGAGAAGGCUCUCUCUCACUGCUACCACAGGAAGACAGCUAAGAAGGGCCUCCCAUGCUGAUCUUGAGUUAGGGCAGUUUGAUAUUGGUGAAGAAGGCCCUUCCACUAAUCUGUUUCCAUACUAUUUAAGGCCUUAAAUGUCAAGUCAGCACUUGGCAAAGUAUAGGUGUUAUAGAAUCAAAUUGUCUCACCCCCACCAACACAUGGGCAACUACAUUCUGUACCAGCUGAAGUUACUGGACCAUAUUCAAAGGGAAGUACAGUUCAUUACAGUAGCCCAGCCCGGAUAUCACUAGUGCCUGGAUAACAGGCAAGGUCUGCAUUCUCCAGAUAGGGCUGCAAAUGGUGUACCAGCCUAAGCUGAUCAAACACCCUCCUAGCCACCACACUGAGCCAGGCUUCCUCAGUUAGCACAAAAUCCAGGUAGAUUUCCAGAUUAAGCGCUUGGUCUCUCCUUUUCUAACUCAGGUGUAAGUGUGCAUGUUGGAACAAAGUGCAUCAGUAGAAUGUAAUGAUUUGGUCACUUGAAUGCUGGGUGUUGGCUGGUGGUGCAGACAAAGGGAUGAUUGACCUAUCUUUGCUGGAGUUUGCCUGGCUGGAGAAUGGUAGCAGAAUGAGUGUGAAAAAUAAAGCUAAGCUGCAAUUAAGGAAAUUUGAUGUUGGAGCCCGAUUUUCCCAUUUACCAAUAGCAAAGGCCUCUGUUCUUAUCCCACUGAUGGUUAAAAAUGGAAAGCUUUCUGUACUUUUCACUGUGAGAUCGAUGAAGCUGAGAAGAUCACCAGGAGAAGUCUGUUUUCCAGGAGGCAGAAGUGAUUCAACAGACAGAGAUGAAAUAGCCACAGCUCUUCGAGAAGCUCAGGAAGAAGUGGGACUCCAUCCUGAGCAGGCUGAAGUUAUCUGUAGGCUUGUACCUGGAAUAGAUAAAACUUAUUCUUUAGUAACUCCAGUUGUAGCCUUUAUAGAAGACACAUUCCAACCCCAUCCUAAUCCAGAAGAAGUCAGUGAUGUGUUCUUGGCGCCACUGGAGUAUUUCAUUAGUCCUUCAAAAUACACAGCCUUACCUUUUGUUAAGAUGGGAGAGGUUCCAUUUUUGAUGCAUUCCUUUGAAUAUGAUGACCCAGAGCUUAAGAAGUCCUUUACAAUAUGGGGACUCACAGCACACUUUGUGGUAUUCCUUGCGCUUGUAAUUUUUGGAAAGAAGCCCACUUUUGAAGUUCAAUAUGAUCUUGAUAAUUUGAAUUCUUCUGCUGAGAGCAAUUUCAUGGAAUUAUACCAUGAGGGGAAAAGGAAGGAAAGCAAGCUCUGAGUUGUGAAAACAUCAUUUUCCUCUAACAAAUAUAUUCCCUUUUAACCAGGCAAAUAUAUUGACUUAAAUACAUUGACUUGAAUACAUCCCCUUAAAUUAGAUUUGUUAAUUGAAGAAGUAUAUAAUAUAUUCCUUUUUCAGUAUUCGUGUAUUGAUUUAAUUGUACAAAAUAAAGUAUACUAGACAGUU
Varanus komodoensis (Komodo dragon) is the source of this 1534-nucleotide messenger RNA. It is a transcript of the gene NUDT7, whose product is annotated as nudix hydrolase 7. The transcript is spliced from 4 exons. The record is from RefSeq and is a predicted model, not a curated record. Gene Ontology annotation, biological process: nucleoside diphosphate metabolic process; coenzyme A catabolic process. The coding region runs from base 551 to 1345 and encodes 264 amino acids. Lineage: Eukaryota; Metazoa; Chordata; Lepidosauria; Squamata; Varanidae. Gene Ontology annotation, molecular function: coenzyme A diphosphatase activity; manganese ion binding; acetyl-CoA hydrolase activity.